UCCAAAUUCACAGAAGAGUAUAUCAAACAACAUGAACGUUUUACAAGCCUGCUUUCUGAUCUGCCUGGGCCUCGUCUUCGGCAGCACCAAUGCCCAGGUACCCACCCGGCAAGAGACAACCAGGGACAAGGCCUGUGGUCCUAGACGCUACUACAGUGAAGCUCGUCACACCUGCCUGCCCUAUUAAGAAAGGUGUCUAGGUUUUAUUUAAUAAAGUCAAAGUAAAAAUUAAAUAAAUAAAAAAAUAUAUUUCAAGAGCA
Drosophila kikkawai is the source of this 260-nucleotide messenger RNA. RefSeq lists its product as uncharacterized. Lineage: Eukaryota; Metazoa; Arthropoda; Insecta; Diptera; Drosophilidae. The record is from RefSeq and is a predicted model, not a curated record.